This is a messenger RNA of Labrus mixtus (cuckoo wrasse), 1674 nucleotides long. RefSeq names its product E3 ubiquitin/ISG15 ligase TRIM25-like. Bases 16 to 846 code for a protein of 276 amino acids. The transcript has a single exon. The record is from RefSeq and is a predicted model, not a curated record. Gene Ontology annotation, molecular function: zinc ion binding. NCBI's taxonomy places the organism in Eukaryota, Metazoa, Chordata, Actinopteri, Labriformes, Labridae.
UUACUGAGAGGAGAAAUGGCUCAGCAAGGAAACCAACUGGACCGAGGGAAAUUCUACUGUUCCAUCUGUCUGGAACUACUGAAGGAUCCGGUGACUACUUCCUGUGGACACAGCUACUGCAUGAAGUGUGUUCAGAGCCACUGGGAUACAGAGGAUGAGAAGAGAGAGUACAGCUGCCCUCAGUGCAGGCAGGUCUUUACAUCGAGGCCUGACCUGAGGAAAAACACCAUGUUGGCAGAUUUAGUGGAGGAGCUGAAGAAGACUGGACUCCAAGCUGCUCCUGCUGAUCACUGCUAUGCUGGAUCUGAAGAUGUGGCCUGUGAUGUCUGCACCGGGAGGAAACUGAAAGCCUGUAAGUCCUGCCUCUUCUGUUUGAUCUCAUUUUGUGAGAAACACCUCCAGCCUCAUUAUGAUUCACCUGCCUAUGCAAAACACAAGCUGGUGGAGCCCUCCAAGAAGCUCCAGGAGAACGUCUGCUCUCGUCAUGAUGAGGUGAUGAAGAUGUUCUGUCGUACUGAUCAGCAGUCUAUCUGUUAUCUCUGCUCUGUGGACGAACACAAAGGUCAUGACACAGUCUCAGCUGCAGCAGAAAGGAGCGAGAAGCAGAGAGAGCUGGAGGUGAGUCGACAAAACAUCCAGCAGAGAAUCCAGGACGGAGAGAAAGAUGUGAAGCUGCUCCAACAGGAGGUGGAGGCUAUCAAUGGCUCCGCUGAUAAAACAGUGGGGAACAGUGAGAAGAUGUUCACUGAGCUGAUCCGUCUCAUGAAGAAAAGACGCUCUGAUGUGAAGCAGCAGGUCAGAUCCCAGCAGCAAACUGAAGUGAGUCGAGUCAGAAAGCUUCAGUAGAAGCUGGAGCAGGAGAUCACUGAGCUGAAGAGGAGAGACGCUGAGAUGAAGAAGCUGUCACACACAUAGGACCACAACCAGUUUCUACGUGACUACCCCUCACUGUCACCACUCAGUGAAUCUACACACUCAUCCAGCAUCAAGAUCCGUCCUCUGAGGUACUUUGAGGACGUGACAGAGGCUGUGUCAGAAGUCAGAGCUAAACUACAGGACGUCCUGAGAGAGAAAUGGACAAACAUCUCACAGACAGUGACUGAAGUGGAUGUUUUACCAUCACAACCAGAACCCAAGACCAGAGCUGAGUUCUUAAAAUAUUCAUGUGACAUCACACUGGAUCCAAACACAGCUCACACACAGCUGUUAUUAUCUGAUGGGAACAGAAAAGUAACAUUAAUGAGUGAACAUCAGUCUUAUUCUAGUCACCCAGACAGAUUCACUGAUUACUGUCAGGUCCUGAGUAAAGAGAGUCUGACUGGACGUUGUUAGUGGGAGGUGGAGAAGACAGGAAGAGUUGAUGUAGCAGUCUCAUACAAGAAUAUCAGCAGAGCAGGUUUCUCAGAUGAAUGUUUGUUUGGAUUUAAUGACAAAUCUUGGGAGUUAGAUUGUUACAACAACAGUUAUAACUUUUGUUACAACAAUGUCAGCACUCCUGUCUCAGGUCCUCAGUCCUCCAGAGUAGGAGUGUACCUGGAUCACAGAGCAGGUAUUCUGUCCUUCUACAGCAUCUCUGAAACCAUGACUCUCCUCCACAGAGUCCAGACCACAUUCACUCAGCCUCUACAUGCAGGACUCAGGCUUUAUAGUCCUGAUGGAUCCAUUGCUGAGUUG